Rotaria sp. Silwood2 is the source of this 1383-nucleotide messenger RNA. The record is from the annotation of a GenBank genome assembly. Lineage: Eukaryota; Metazoa; Rotifera; Eurotatoria; Philodinida; Philodinidae.
AUGAAUCAUUCCGAAAUCUCGUUGAUUUUACGGGAACUCAAUUUAAGUGAAGAUUGUGUUGCCAAUAUUUACAAUCAUGGCUCAUAUCCCCAAGGUACAUGUACACCUAAAUCCGAUCGAGACCUGAUAAUUGUUACUCGUUCAAGUCAAAGUCCUCUAAAAUUUCAGAGUGAUUUCGAUUAUUUUCAUGGAUUCGAAUUACAUAAAUUAUUCAAUAAAUAUGAUGUUUGUGUAUAUUCAGUUGAAAAUUUUCAACUAGCGUUAGAAAAAAAUUAUUUAUUCUGUGUCCAAUGUCUAUUUUUACCAGAUGAAUUUAAAAUCAAAGAAGAAAUCGACUUUCGAAUAACUUAUCUAGAAAAAUAUUAUAAUACAGUACGAAUAAAAGAAGUGGCUUUUUAUGAAAUGUUAUCAUCUUUCAACUUACUUAAUCGACCUCAGGAUGCAUUUUAUCCAAAAUGUAGUUCAACUGAAAACGAAACAAAUCAACCGUUGUCGGAUUUUAUAUUUAAGAAUUUAUUUCAUGGUAUUCGAUUCUUAGAUAUUGGUGAACAAUUAAUUCAAACCAGAUCAGUGCAUGAUUUUACACGUGUUUCAUAUAUACUUGAUGAGAUGAAAGAUAUACGUGGUGAUCCAACAGAUGAAUCAAAUAAGCAUCGUGUAGUUGAGUAUGUUCGUAAAAAAAGUGUUGAGUUCAAAUCAAAAUUAGAUGCACUCGUACCAACAAAUAUUAUAAAAGGUAUAUUUAAAGUACAUAUUACAUUUGAUUGUAAACCUAAUUCUGAACAAGUUAUUGAAAAAUUGAAAAAAACAUGUCAAAAUACGAAAUAUAAAAUUGCAUUCAUUCAGUUAUGUGCUGAUAAAAAAAAGAAUAAUCUUCAACAAUUAAUAGCAUUUUCGUAUUAUCAUGGUGAAUAUCCAUCAAUUAUAGAACAUUGUGAAAGAAAAAUUCAUGAACAAUUUAAAAAUUUUAAUAUUCUACGUAUUCAAAUAAAAUCAUUAGGAUCAAAUGAAGGUGUACCACAAACUGAUAUUGAGAAGCAAUUAUUUUGGAAUGAAAAAACAUGUUAUUUUGAAUUUCAUUACCGAAUUGUUUUAAAACAAGAACUUGAUGGAAAUUUUUUAAAAUUUCUUCAGAAGAGAUGCGAAUCAUAUUCUACAUAUAAGUUAUAUCUAUCACCUUAUGCGUUUAAACAAAUUGAUCAUAAAAAAUUUCAUUAUAUAAUUACAAUGCGUUUAUUUGAUGUUGGGCGAAACGAAGCAUUUCAAAUGAAUAAUCAAGUUGUCAAGUAUUACAAAAGAAUUUCUUUUCUACCAUCAAAAGUUGAACCUGAAUUUAUUGUUUAUGAUACAAACAUAGACUUGAUGAAAGCUGAAAAUGCUUAG